AAUUGAAAAACCUUUUCUCUUCAUUGUUACUGUCUUCUUCUUCCACUAAUCCUAGCGACCUGCCCCUUUUGCUCGAUCCUCUCUCACUUCCUCGAUCCCGGAGCUGUCGCUGGCGUUGGCCUUCCUGUUAACGGCUCCUUCUUUCUUAUCAUUUUUUCUUUUUCACUUCCCUCUUCCUCCUGCCGCCAGUUUUGGCUCUUUCUAGAAAACCCUAGCGUCCCUCAACAGAACCUAAUUGCUAUUGCCGGCUUUGGGCCGUGCCAGUGGUGGCGGCGACAACGGCGUUCUCUCCUUUCCUUUCUCUGCCUUAAUUGAACUCAAUUGGAACAGUACCAAAAGGAAUUUUUAUUCUUCGAAUCAAUGGCUUUUUCGCGUAGCCUUUCCAAUAGAGCAACUCUAAUUGCUAGACGAUAUCGACCAUCAUUUGCGUACAUUCUCCAUGAAGAUGACCGUAAAAAUCAAUCUUUAAACCCGUCCCAAUCUCAUGAAAAACCCGGUAAUUUUGUUCAACAGAGAUCUUUUGGAACUGGGUUUAGUAAUUCAUCCUCAGGGUUUGGUGUGUUGUUCCAAGAUAGAAUAUGUUCCCAACUAUCUUUUCAUCCAAGCUCUGGCAUGUCUUUUUGUCGAUAUAUGUCUACAACCAUUGGUGGUGGGGCAGAUAUGAGUGCAGCGGCUUCUGCUGUUAAUGCUGGUGGGGCAGAUAUGAGUGCAGCGGCUUCUGCUGUUAAUGAGGUUGCCAUUGCUGCUGCUGAUUCUUGGUUUCCGGUUGCUGCCUUGCAGCAUGUUAUUGAUACGGUUCAUUCUUUUACUGGCUUCCCCUGGUGGGCUUCCAUAGUAGUGACAACCCUUUUGAUUCGAGGGGCAACUAUUCCACUUCUGAUAAAUCAACUUAAAGCUACUUCAAAAUUUACUCUAUUGAGGCCACGCUUGGAGGAAAUCAAGGAGCAGAUGCAAAGCAAGGGUAUGGAUUCCCUGACAGUAGCUGAAGGUCAAAAGGAAAUGAAAAAGCUUUUCAAUGAAUAUGGUGUGACUCCGUUUAGUCCAAUGAAAGGGCUGUUUAUUCAGGGGCCCAUCUUUAUCAGCUUUUUCCUCGCUAUUUCAAACAUGGCUGAGAAAGUGCCGUCAUUUAAAUGCGGUGGACCGUAUUGGUUUAUGGAUCUUACUACUCCAGAUGAUUUAUAUAUUCUUCCAGUUUUGACAGCCCUUAGUUUUUUGAUAACAGUGGAGUGCAACAUGCAAGAAGGUAUGGAAGGGAAUCCUGCCGCUGGAACUAUAAAAAAUGUCUCUAGGGUUUUAGCUGCUCUUACAGUUCCAUUUACCAUGAGUUUCCCAAAGGCCAUAUUUUGUUAUUGGAUUACAUCAAAUUUGUUUUCCCUCACCUAUGGCCUAGUGCUCAAGUCUCCAGGGGUGAAGAAGGCUUUAGGUGUUCCUGAAAUACCUAAGCCACCGCCAGGUGCUGCACAAAAGCCUUCUGGUGAUCUGUUUGCAGCUCUCAAACAAGCUGUCAAACAAGGCAGAGCAGCAACACAAGAAUCUACCUCAUUACCUGUUGAACCAGCAAAAGUAUCAAACCAAAUAACAUCCUCUUCUUCGGCUAUCAGUCAGAGGCUUAAAAGUUUAGAGAGACAAGUAAAAGGAAGGAAGAAAAACAAGAAGAGGUGAGAAGGCUUUCCUGCAAGAAGUUGAACUGCCCUUAAUUUCCGAAGAUGAGGAUACUGGUGUUAGAAUGACUAAUAUAUAUUAAAAAUUUGCAUUAUAUAUUAUUUUUGGUAGGGCCUGCUGUUUGGGCCACAGAAACAAAGUGACAGGAGAGUUAUUUUGCAAUUGAAGAGUUAAGAGAGUUUUCUUUUUCCCUGGAUUUGGGGUUUGUUGUACGGGUAAACAUGUAUUCACUGCUCAUGUAGUGAAGAAAAAUAAAAUACAAGUAAACCACAUGUUGGAAGGCUUUAGGCUUACACUUAAGAUUGGUUCCUUGAAAUAUGAGAGCUAUCUUUUUGUAUUGGUGUAUGAAACAUUCUUCAUCUAGAACGGUGUUUCUCGGGGAUCCUCCUGGGGCAGUGUAUCUAUUUUUUAGGCAAUAUUAUCUCAUUGUAAUUUGGCA
Messenger RNA from Theobroma umbraticum, 2101 nucleotides. RefSeq names its product inner membrane OXA1-like protein (gene OXA1). Gene Ontology annotation, biological process: protein insertion into mitochondrial inner membrane from matrix. Gene Ontology annotation, molecular function: membrane insertase activity. Lineage: Eukaryota; Viridiplantae; Streptophyta; Magnoliopsida; Malvales; Malvaceae. Gene Ontology annotation, cellular component: mitochondrial inner membrane. The record is from RefSeq and is a predicted model, not a curated record.